ACACGGUGUUCAACCCAUAUACUUGUUCUCGACGUUACCAUGUUCUCCCCGUCGACCCUGUUCAUACUUCUGGCUUCAACCGCCUCUAUUGUGAGCAGUCAAAAUACGACAGCGACAAGUUAUAUUGACCCAGAUUCUGUCUCAUUGCCUGUACGACGUGAGUAUUUCUGUCAAAUCCUGACCCAAAAGCUAGAGCUCAAUGCUGACUUCCUUCAAGAGAGCUGGUGCGCAUCGCAGAUCUCAACUUGUCCAUUGCUCUGCUUGCAGCUCCCUGGAUCAGAUGGAUCAAAAGUAAAUAACUGCACUGCUGAAACUCUCGACUAUUCUUGUAUAUGUAGCAACGGCGCUUCUCCCAACGCCUCUCAAUACUCCCUGACCAUUCCCUACUUCACCUGCACUGAGGCUGGUACCCAGUGUGUCAAUAACUGUGGUGGAGACUCUACCUGCCAGGGUGCCUGCCGAACUGACCAUCCCUGUGGUGCUCAGAACCCAAAGCGUGUCAAUGUCACUACCACUACCUCCGCUGCUCCAACUGCCAGUACCACUGUAUCUAGUGUCAUCAGUACCACUGAAGCAACAGGUGCUGCACCACGCAGGAUGCCUUUCGAAAAUGGCCAAGUCUAUGGUCUCUGCGUGCUGGUUGGUGGCUUCAUCGCCGGAUUUGCUGUUCUGCUCUGA
Messenger RNA from Penicillium taxi, 678 nucleotides. RefSeq lists its product as uncharacterized. The annotation marks the transcript as partial. The transcript is spliced from 2 exons. NCBI's taxonomy places the organism in Eukaryota, Fungi, Ascomycota, Eurotiomycetes, Eurotiales, Aspergillaceae. The record is from RefSeq and is a predicted model, not a curated record.